AUGUCCAAGCAGUACUCUGUCAGAGAUCUUCCGUCGCACACCAAACUUAAGUACAGACAAGAGGGCCAGGGACGCCCAGAGGAUCUUCAGGGGAAGGACUUUAAACGCGACCUUGAGGAAAAAGAACGACUCGCGGCUCUAGAAAAAUCGAAAAAAGGUUAACUAACAAUUUUUUUAUAUGAUGUUAGGUAACCCCUUCUGUUGUUGCAUCAUCCUUUCCCACUUUAUUUAGAGAAGUUCUUGUGUUGUGUGUAGAAUUGUCUCAUAGUUUGUCUGGUUCAUUUUCGGUAUCGCUAUAUAAUUUCGGCGGAUUGACUUUUAUGGGGUUCAGGUGUUCCCUGUAGGAUGAUAACAGCUCGCAGCGCUUCCAACACUGUACAAUAUACGCGUAUUGAAAGGCCUAGGUUGAGAUAUGGUGAAGGUAUUUUGACAGAAUACAACCUUUGAGUAAGGUUUUGCACCACAUAGGCUGUUAUUUUGGGAUUAUGUUGGGCAGUAGUACAUCGACAAUUUUCGUUUCCACAUCAUCAUUUGGUUAAUGGGGUCUGCUGGCUCUCGUCUGCCCAAUUUUCGAUGUCUGACGUGUCUGUAUUUACUUUUUUGAAGAAAAGGGUGUUUAUUUACUGGUUGCCGAUUUCUUUAGCCUAGUAUUGACUGGCCGCGCGGGCUUCCCCCGUUUCCCCUUUUUAUUUCAACGUUCGUUUCUUAUGUCCGAAAAAAUGCAAUAGUCCACACGUAUGUGCUUUCUUACUAUCACUGUAGGCACCAUCAACGGCCCACGUGAAAGUUGGUUAUAUCUGUUUAGGCGCAUAAACCAUGUCAUCACGUGUGACUGUCAGUGGUACCGAAUCAAGAGUGCCUGGCUCAUUCCCUCCGAAAUAGAGUAGACGGGAUGUUGAGAGUCCAAGAAUUACAUCCAUAUUUUGACAGUGCAUUGUGCCAGGUUCUGAGCCAACCUCUUCGCAACAUCCAAAUAGGCGAUUGCGCAAGCGUAAACGCGACAACUUCAAACUCAUAGCGUGGGGGCGAAAAACGUUCCCAAAUCACCCUGGGGCAUCCUAUCGAUGUCGUCACAGGGAGUGAGUUGUCUCUUACAUACGAAAGUCGGUGUGCGCUACAAUUUAGAUCAAGCGUACCCCAGUUCAUGUUGAUCUGAUGCAGCACUGCAUGCCUGUGGAGAAGCCUAGUUACCCCACUCUGUUCCCGGCGCGUAUCUAAGCUUGUGCACUAUAAGCAGGCAGACCACCACUGCUGGUCUCCAAUCACUCAUCACCCAUUCUCUGAUGGGGGGGAUCUCGGACCUUAAGCCAGCGGGAAUGGCACAAAGACCACAUUAAGAAGUCAUGGAAUUUUGCCUCUCCGUUCUAAGUGAGACAGGGUUGUUCUGUAACUUGACAGCCUUUAAGUCGCAACUCUUUGCAAGCUUUGCUAGUUUAAAAACCCUGUUGUGGUUAGUAGUGAGAGAACUAAGCCUUAGUUACCAGCUGCAACUAUCAUAUUGUCCUCACUUCCGUUCCGGUGAGGAGUGUGAAUCAAGUCGGACGGUAUAAGGCUCAGUGGCUAACGCGGUGCGAAUCUUCUGUCUAACGCGUACAGCCCGCAAACAUGUAAACAUGCGAUGCGUCACUCGCGAGUACUCACGUUGGCAAACGUAGUUGCCUUUUGGUGGCCUUGCAGGUUUCCAACUUUGACGGAUGCAAGUAAAAACAUGUGGCCACUUAAACCAGGCGGAUUGGGUAUCUUCAGCAGUGAUAGUGACUGGUUGUGUCAGGAAUGGUAUGGCUCUGUUUGCAUGGCAACGAAAACAAAGGUGUACAACAAGACCAGUAGGGGCCUUGGGCAUGAGUUGACAGUGGAGACAUGUUGAGGUGGUCUGGGCGUUGACCAUAUUAACCCAAAGACAUCUGUAUUCCAUGACCAAUCAAUAAAUUGUAACUUGUCAACGCGUAAUGAAGGACUUGGUUAGUAAAGCAAUCGAACAGUGAUAACGGAAAGCUGUUCUACGCCAUUCCUUUGUACAUUGAUUGGCUCAGCGAGAUCGAGUUUUAACCGGGUCCAUCAUUUUUGGGGACGUGCCAUCAUGCCACAGGAUUAAGUGCACAAAGUUUGUAUAGGCGGAGUGAAGUUCAGGGGCUGGUGAUAACAGGGGCUGCAUUUAGAAGGGGGGAAUUCUGGCCCGUUAACAGAAGCCCAUUAAUGACUUCGGAAUUCUGUACGGUUCUAGAAUGCACCGGACGUGAUUUCGUGACUCUGGCACCUAAAGCGGAAAUCUAACUGGUCCUGAUACUGAGAGUUGGUCAAGUGCUUCCGUUGCAAUUUAUUUAUGGCGACGCCAAUACGUCAGUAUCGGUGGGUUAAACAAAAUCAUUAUGCAGGAAGUGACAAGGCACUUUUAGGGACAUACGUUGGAUCGAGCCAGUUUUUGGACUACAGUUAAAUCUGAUGGAAUGAUGAGGUAAAAUUCUGUGGCGGUGACGCGAUCCCCUAGGCUAUUCAUGACAAAUUAAAACGGUCUCUCACAUGGGGGCGAAGUAAGCAUAUUUCGCCCGGAAGCCCCCCGGGAUAGCGGGGCUGGGAAACCUCCGGGCUCGUUUUCUUGAACGCAUAAUCUAGUCCGCGAGAGUAUGGAAGAAGACUUUUUGACAAGCUUCGUAGUGUACGCAUUUCUUCGCGGCGCCUGAGUUGUUGUACUUGGUCGAGGGACACCUUGGAAGCCUGACAAAAAACCCGCUUGCGAUAUCGACUAGGGAACAAUAUAAAUCACCCUCUCCGUCUGACGGCAGCCUGUUGUCUAGAUAUUCGAAACUGCCUAUUCACCCAAUUAGAGAGUUAUUUAUAAUGAAAUCCACAUCCUGAUCGGGAGUUCACAUCAAGGGUGCAUCAUUUUUUGCUGCGUGGGAAAAGACAGACUUGCCCUAUGACUAUUGUUGCCGGUUUCAUUCAUUCCUUCGAUCUUCCUAGAUCGGCUGUGGUAGUUCAUUACCAUUAGAUUAGAUGAGAUCAUUUGGUCGGCAUCGAAAAAGUAGUUUGACAGCGCUAAAAUUAUGCAGGACCUUUGGAGUAUCUGGCCGGUUACACAGUUGAAUGGGAGUGAAUAUGAAUGAGUUUCUUGACAGGAUCUCUGAGCGCCCCUUCAUCAUUGUAUAUUCUCGAUCGCAACCGACAGGACAACGAGCCCGUGGCUCAGUGGUUGGAGGCAUUGGGCUCCUAACUAACAGGUUGCGAGUUCGAGCCCCAGGUGUUCCACACCUCGGGGUUGGGUAUGACAGGGUGACAACGGCUAAUAAGCCAGCAAUGGCCAUUCCAGCCUCCCUUUGUCAGUAAUGUUAUUCUGCCUAUAUUACGCACCGCUGUGCGACUGCCAGCUGGACUUGAGAGAGAGCCCUAAGGCACAACGGGACGAGUGAGUUCCGGAACAUAAUCAGUGAGCGCCCCCUCUACCGCAGUUGGAAGGGAUGGGUGACAGAUUGCAUCCAUUUCGAAAGUCCAACUGAAUUUCGAGUGAUUUUAAGCGCUUACCGGCCAUUAUCCAAUGCAUUUACGUUUGACGGAUAGUAGCACUACCUGUAGGCCGCCACAGAUCAACGACUGUAACAUCAACCACCUGUUACGUUGUCAGGAAACCCAAUGACGGCACUGCGACAUGACCACCAUUGACGAUAGUUAAGAAACUUAUGUAGCCAUUGUGAUCAUGCAAUUAGAUUCCGAAAGGCUAAAGUGCUAGAGACAACUCCAACCAAGGAAAGCAGGCAACCACCGUGAACUUGUCUGCCAUUUAAAGCAUUGAUUUUCACUCGUACAUGCUCCAAGUAGGUCGAACAUAAGUAUGCUGAUGCAGGCCAUGGUUAUUAGUCACAGCUGACCAAGCAGUUCCUCGUGUUAACUCUAGUGCUUCUUGCCCCUAUGAAUGCCUGUUGGUCUGUUCAUCCUCAACCUGUAUCCUAUAUGUUAGCGACUUCUGAUGCGGCAACUGUCAAUACAGCUUAUGGCACACAUCUAAGUCCUUACUUGUCUAUCUCCCUCUUUAUAGGUGGCCUCCACUCACAAGCUGCCCUAGCCACAUCGGGAGAGAAACGUGCGAUCGCCGAUUCGGCUUCUCGUUCUUCUGCCGCUGACGGCGCCUCUACUUCCAAACGGCCUCGCCCCGAGCUGUCGGCUGCAGCCAUUGCAUCCGUCUCAACGGCCAAUUUGGAUGCUGAUGACCCUUGGGAGGAGGACUACACAGAGGACGCCACUGACAGCAAAGCAGUGGACCUUGAUAAGGAUGAAGAUGACAGAGAGGAUGAAGAUGAUGAAGACGAAGAUGAGGACGAGGAGGCCCUGUUGGCGGAGUUGGCCAAAAUUAAACGUGAAAGAGCGGAGGAGGCAGCGCGCCUAGCUGCGGAGAGGAAGGCUAUGGAGGAGACUAUUCGAAUGGAAAAUAUCCUUAAAGGCAAUCCUCUUCUGAACGUGGCAAAAACGCCCGCAGGUUAACACCCCGAUUAUGCUUUUGUACUGAGUCAUAUCAGACUACGUACCGCCUAUUUUUGAAUACCACUGCAUGCGCGGUUUGUGGGUACGGCCAUCUUCACUUUCAGAGAACAUCUGCGCAUCUUGAAUGUUGAACGAGGUAUUCGUCGACGUAUCCUGACAAUAAGAUUUGUGUUUUGCCUUGACAUUCCGGGCUUAUAGUCCUUACCGACGGUCCUAUAACGAUUAGCAAUCAUUGUUAUAGAGGAUAUCAACAAAAUUGGAAACACUUGAAUGGCCUUUUCUCGUUUUUUCGUCGUCAUUAGGAAGUGUUAUCCUUACCACGGGCGCUAACGCACCGGACGUUGGAGUCCAGGUCUGCUUAGUCAUUGAAAGAAUUUGAGUUACUGGGUUUGCACUCACUCCGUCCUGCCAUCGGGAUAGACCUGUGGACUACACUCACAUAAAUUUGCACAUUUCAGGUCCGGUAUGCUGCAAAAUGGCCAGCUCCUGAGGGGGGGGGGGGCUGGAGAAACAGAUGCCAACUGUUCCUGAGCGCAGUCCGCCUGCAUACCAGGCUGUAGAGGGCCACCUAUAGCAUUAAGUUGCCAAUAAAUAACUGGACUAAAUUAACUCGAUAGAACGGUGACAGGCGUGUGAAAGUUUUCGUGCUUCGAUGAGUAACUGGAGUCCGAAUUCUUAACGUCAGCUAGGUUUUUUAGCUUUCCUGGAUAGCUUGAAGCCGAUCCAGCCACGAUCAAAGAUCCCGGGUUCGAAUCUCAAGUGAUUCACCCUUGGGGUUGGGUAUGGCUGGCUGAUGACGGCUAAUAAGCCAGAAAGGGCCAUAUAUAUAUAAUGGCCUUCAAGUGAGUCGCUGCUCGUCACUGACUCAUCCUGGAAACAUGUCUUGGCAUGUCCGAUCAAUCAUAUCCGUUAGUAAAGAUUCAUCAGCAAUGUUUGAGGACAUUCUGGCAUUCGCCUCUAGAUUAACCUCCUCGUCCGACGGUUACGAAGCGCAUCCCAUACCGUCCUAAGGCAAGAUGAGUACCUUCAGAGUCGACCUCCUGAAUCGCCAGGGAUAGAGCUUGUUCAGCUCAUCUGAUUUUAUUAACCGACCUACGCCCUUUAAUUCAUGUAGAUAUUGACUCCAUGACUUGGCAGAUGCUUUCUUUAUGAUCACCUUUCAGGCUCUUCGGGAAUAUCACCGACCCAGCAUUAUUGUUAGCUCCGAGCCUUGCUGUUUGUCUUGAUACUCGAUCUGUCACCACGCGUGUCGUGGGAGACCGGACCUAUAGCAGAGCGAAGGAACUUGGGUGACUGUUUCAAGAGAGUAACAAUAAUAGCUCGCUGAUGAAAUAACGGGCUCUUGGCUACGCACAUUUGCUUCCCGGUUGUGCGUCCUUGUCGAUUUCCUCCAGCCAGUUGAUCAUGAUCACCGUCUGGCUACCUGUGUUUGUUAAAACGCCUACUGCGCAUAAGCAAGUAGCAAGUUUUAUGUUCUAAACUGUUUCCCGUAUUUUCUAUUUACAGAAUUCAAGGUAAAGCGGCGCUGGGACGACGACGUGGUUUUCAAAAAUUGCGCCCGCGGUGAGGUGGAUCACACGAAACGUGGAUUUGUUAACGACACCUUGCGCUCGGAAUUUCACAAAAAGUUUAUGCGGAAGUACAUUCAGUAG
Molecule: messenger RNA, 6125 nt
Organism: Spirometra erinaceieuropaei
Lineage: Eukaryota; Metazoa; Platyhelminthes; Cestoda; Diphyllobothriidea; Diphyllobothriidae
Source: the annotation of a GenBank genome assembly